AUGUCCUGGGAAGACGAUGCUAUCAAUGGGUCCGUGGGCCCUGCCGCUAUUGGCGACGACGACGCUGUCCUGAUGGAGUCCUGGGACGCGGACGAGCCUGUGUUGGAGUCCUGGGACGCUGAACCCGCUGCCGAGGAGCCCAAACCGGCUGCCAAAAAGAAAGCGACAACCCCCGCGACGAAGAAGAAGGGUGCAGACCCCAAGAAGGGUAAAAAAGAGGACGUUUUGCUGGCAAUUGACACGCUCGACGAGAAAUCGCGGAAGGAAUUGUUGAAGAAGGCCGAACUAGAAUCCGAUUUGAAGAACGCAUCGGACCUGUUCGGCGACCUUGCGAUGAAUGAACAUCCACGGGCUGCUGCUGCCGCGAGGGAGAACGCAGACUCGUUGCUUCUAGGCGCACGGGCCACUUUCACAAAGGACACGCCGAUCGAGACUCACCCACUGUUCACGCAGGCGGAGACCAAGCGUGACUUCCAGGACCUACAGAAGGCAUUGUCCGUGGCGGUCACAUCCAUGAACGAGAAAUCCUCUUUGAACUACUCCUCCGGACUGGCCAUUGACCUGUGCAGGGAUAUCUGUAAACCAAUGUCCAUCGAGUCCAUCAGACAGACAGUGGCCACUUUGAACGUGCUUAUCAAGGACAAGGAGAGACAGGAGAGACAGGAGAGACUUGCCCGUGUCAGAGGUGGCACCGCCACGGGUGGUGCAGGGAAGAAGAAGGCCAAAGCCAAGACUAACCUUGGUGGGGCCUUCAAAAAGGACCAAGAUUUCGAUAUGGGUGACUACGACGAUUUCGGAGACGGUGAUUUCAUGUAA
Messenger RNA from Huiozyma naganishii CBS 8797, 816 nucleotides. RefSeq names its product translation initiation factor eIF3 core subunit j (gene HCR1). The record is from RefSeq and is a predicted model, not a curated record. The transcript has a single exon. Bases 1 to 816 code for a protein of 271 amino acids. NCBI's taxonomy places the organism in Eukaryota, Fungi, Ascomycota, Saccharomycetes, Saccharomycetales, Saccharomycetaceae. Gene Ontology annotation, molecular function: translation initiation factor activity. Gene Ontology annotation, cellular component: cytoplasm; eukaryotic translation initiation factor 3 complex.